AGUCUUGAAUCUGCCCUCGGUGAUGUCGCGCUUUUGUAUGCGGAACUCCCCAAGGAGACACAAUUUCCCAUAAAUAUAUUUUGACCAGCAAUUGCCCACUGAAGAAGAGUUAUCAAUGUAAUAAGCAGAUAAAAGAUGUGUGAAGCGAUUAUUAAGUUUAUACGGUCAUAAACCAUCGACAGAUACUGUAUAAGUUGAUGUCUUAUCAGUGGACAUUAUAAAGCCCCUGAACCACCUGAUUUGUUAGAUUUGCUUUUGGUCUUCAUUAGUGAUCUGUGUGAUAGAGUGGACAGUCCAUGGUGCUUUAAGUGAAUCCUAAUCACAUUUACCAGUGAAGUUUUAGUGAGAAAAAAUGGUGCUUAGUGCAACGAAAAAGAAGUGGUUGAUCUUCGGUGGUGGAGCCCUUGUGCUCGUGGUGGCUCUUGCAAUUGCCCUACCUCUAACGGUAGGGAAAAGUGUGUCAAGUGUCCAGGGAUCAGAUACCUUCCGAGGAAGUAGUGUACUGGAUGAAGUACCUCUCAUCGAUGGACACAAUGAUCUGCCGCACAAUCUCUACAGCAUCGAAAAGAAUCAACUGGCGAACUUCAACUUUGAUUCUGAUCUCAGACUUCAUCCCAUUUGGGGCCCUAGAUCCUCCAGUCACACUGACCUGCCGCGGCUGAGAACAGGAAAAGUUGGUGGACAGUUUUGGGUGGCUUACGUGAGCUGUGACACUCAGCACAAGGAUGCUGUAGAGAGGACCAUGGCCCAAAUUGAUGUGAUCAAGAGACUCAUCAAAAAAUAUCCCAAUGAUCUUCAAUAUGCAACAACAGCAGAUGAAAUUGAAGCGGCUUUCAAAGCUGGAAAAAUUGCCAGUCUCAUCGUUGUUGAGGGUGGUCAUUCCAUUGACGAUCGCCUUUCCGUCCUGCGACUCUACUACGAAUUGGGUGUCCGCUACAUGACCCUGACGCAUAGUUGCAACCAACCUUGGGUGGAUGCUUCCCCGAUAGAUGACACCACCAACGAGAAGCGCAACCUUACAGACUUUGGGGUAAAAGUAGUCUGGGAGAUGAACAGACUGGGCAUGAUGGUGGACAUCUCUCAUGUUAGUGCUGGAGUGAUGCAUCAUGCAUUGGAUGUUAGUCGGGCCCCGGUGAUUUUCAGCCAUUCUUCCUCGUACGCUAUGUACCCUCAUCAUCGGAAUGCAAAAGACGAUGUUCUGGCCAGAUUGCCACAGAAUGGAGGCAUAAUCAUGGUUAAUUUCUACUCCUUCUUCGUGGCUGGUCAAGAUGCUACCAUCGACGACGUCAUUAGGCAUAUUAAUCACAUCAGGGAUGUAGCAGGUGUUGACCAUGUUGGACUUGGUGGAGAUUACGACGGAGUUUCAAGACAACCAAUUGGCCUUGAGGAUGUGUCCAAGUAUCCCGAUCUCUUUGAUAAACUUGCCCAACCCGGUCACGGAUACGAACCUUGGACACCAGAAGAACUCAAGAAAUUGGCUGGAUUGAACAUAUUGAGGGUUAUGCGUCAGGUUGAGCAAGUUGCUGCUGGAUUGGUGAGCGAGGAACCCUACGAACUCAAUAUUCCCGAUGAGGACAUUCACGCCUUCGAUCCUAAUCAGUCAUGCAAAACAGACUUUAGAUACAAUCCAUCUAAUGAAAUGUUUACAGAAAUUUAAAGAUUUUUGCUAUUAAAUUAAUGUUCUUUAAUGUU
Molecule: messenger RNA, 1692 nt
Organism: Phlebotomus papatasi
Lineage: Eukaryota; Metazoa; Arthropoda; Insecta; Diptera; Psychodidae
Product: dipeptidase 1-like
Exons: 3
Coding region: 353-1657 (434 amino acids)
Biological process (GO): proteolysis
Molecular function (GO): metallodipeptidase activity
Source: RefSeq, a predicted model, not a curated record